AUGAUUUUUGGGGAUGAUGACGACUUUGCGGGAUUCCCUUACAGUCCAUUCAACAUCAGGACUGAAAAUGAUGAUGAAUCUCUUAUCACGAAAGGUCAACUUAAGCUGAUAAAUGAGAAAUUGGACUCGUUGCUCAAUGCUGAAAAGACCUCAUCUAUAGAAGAUUAUUCUCAAGCGACAGUCAAGUCUAUUCUUGAGACCGUUACUAAGGAACAUUUUGCCAAUCUUGAAAGGAUGAACAAGGCAGUUGAUGAUUCCACCUCUGUCUGCAACAAAACUACCCAAAAAGUCGAUAUACUAAUAUCUGAUGCUCAAGUUUUUAUGGAGCAAUACCAAAGCUUCUUUGAGUACAACACUGCCAAGGCAAACGAAGUGAUUUCUGGCCUGGGCUCCACACUCAAAACUGAAAACGCGAAACUUCAAGAGGUUCGUAGUGGUCUUCAACUGACCAUGACAAGUUCCAAUCUUCUGUUACUUCUUAACUCUCAAAGCUUCAUGAAUAUCUGGAAUUAG
This is a messenger RNA of Lactuca saligna, 513 nucleotides long. NCBI's taxonomy places the organism in Eukaryota, Viridiplantae, Streptophyta, Magnoliopsida, Asterales, Asteraceae. The record is from the annotation of a GenBank genome assembly.